Molecule: messenger RNA, 621 nt
Organism: Rotaria sp. Silwood1
Lineage: Eukaryota; Metazoa; Rotifera; Eurotatoria; Philodinida; Philodinidae
Source: the annotation of a GenBank genome assembly
AUGAUGGAACAUACCCCGCGUUUAUGUUGUAUUAGUCAAGCAAUAUUAAUUGCUUUAAAUCUUGCAUUAUCUUUUGAAAAAAAUGAUGUUAAUGUUGAUGUUGAUUAUAAUGAAAAUGAACGUAUUGAUGCGGAAUGGAUACCAUGUAUUCAUAAUGAAUUAAAUUUAAUGUAUUUUGUAAAAACACCUAUUUCAGAUCGAAAUAAAUAUCAAAUAAUUUAUGUUGAAAGAGAUGCAUGUGAAAUUGGAAUUAAAAUUAUUAAUUUUCUUUUACGUCAAGCAUUAACAUUAUUUAACAUUAAUAUGAAAAAUAGUGAAGCACUUACAGCUCAAACAUCAUUGUCACGUAUUAGUCUUUCAUCAAAUAAUGAUACAUUGUUAUCUGAUAAGUUGAUUGUCAAAAAUUUUGCUUAUUGUAUUCUUAUCACGUUUAAUUAUAAUUAUAUAAUGAAAGAAUGGUUACGAAAAGGUUAUCCAACAGGUGGAUCAAUUGUUGGAGCAAGUCCUGUUCCUUCGAAUAUGAUUAAAAACAAUCUAAAUUUUGAAAAGCAGUUAGAUGAAUUAAUGCAGGCUGGUUUAUUACAUUGCUCAAAUAAAAUGUUAGAAGCUGGGUGGGUGUGA